AUGGCAGGAACACGCCGAAGUACGCGUCAGACAGCAUCUACAGCCCCUAAAUACAACGAGGAUGACUCUUCAGCCGCCGAAGACAAGACAAACUCGAAACGUAACGCGAAGAGGACGACGCGUCGCAAACGCGCGCGGAACGACGACGAUGACGGCCACGAAGAACAAGUAGUUGAGGAUAGCCCACCGCCGAACAAGAAAGCUGCUACAAGCAAAGCGAAGAAAUCACGAGCAAAAGCACCCGCAACUACCACAUCAACACAACCCGAAAGCUCCACGCCGAACCCCACCGUUGUAUCUGCUCCCUCUUCUUACCCAUCAUCCUCCUCAAACCGUCACGCAAACGGAAACCAAGAAGUGUACUGGCUGCUCAAAGCUGAGCCCCUUCCACGCUACGAAAAUGGUGUCAACGUCGCCUUUUCCAUAUCCGACCUACGCGCAUGUACCAAACCUGAACCCUGGGGUGGCGUACGAAACCCCCAAGCACGAAAUAACAUGCAAGCGAUGCGCAAAGACGACUUGGGCUUCUUCUACCAUUCCAACGCCAAGCCCUCGGGUGUUGUAGGUAUAUUGCGUGUGGUGGAAGAGGCAAAGGUCGACGAGACAGCGUUUGAUCCCAAGGACCCCUACUAUGAUAAAAAGUCGGAUCCGGAGAAGCCCAAGUGGUUUUGUGUGGGUGUCGAGUUUGUGAAGGAGUUUGAAAAGGCGGUGGAUUUACAUAAGAUCAAGGAAUUUGCCAAGGAUGGUGGGCCGUUGAAGGAUAUGCAGCUUGUUACCAAUUCUCGGCUGAGUGUGUGCAAGGUUAGGAAGGAAGAAUGGGAUUUCAUAAUGGGCUUGGCUGAGGGGAAGAAGGGGGAUGGAGGAGAAGAUGCACACAAGGCUUCAGAGAACGAGAUUGAAGGAGUUGAUACGGAUGAGGAAAAGGCGGAAGUAAAAGACAAAUGA
Messenger RNA from Pyrenophora tritici-repentis Pt-1C-BFP, 945 nucleotides. RefSeq lists its product as uncharacterized. The record is from RefSeq and is a predicted model, not a curated record. Gene Ontology annotation, cellular component: nucleus. Lineage: Eukaryota; Fungi; Ascomycota; Dothideomycetes; Pleosporales; Pleosporaceae.